GACUCCGAGCUGCCCUUGCAGGGGGCUCAGGUUCCACCCCUGGUGGGGGAACUAAGAUCCUGCAUGCUGCGUGGCCAAAAAAAGAAAAAAAAAAAUCUCCCUCUAUAGAUGAGGAAACAGAUUCCAAGAUCAAGAGGAUAAGACCCAAGUUAUGGACUGCGUAGACGCAAAGGGAAAUUUGGCAGUGAAACUACCCAAAGAAGAAAAAACUGAAGGCGGAAUAACCAUCUAUGAGCACCAGGAGCACGGCAUCGAGUUAUCGAAGACCCGGAUACUUCAGAAAUUCCUGGAUUCCCUUGACAACAAGAAGCUGAAGACGACACUGCCCCCUUCAUUCCGAUCAAUCCAGGCGAUGAGAGAAGACCUUUAUCUAGUGACGGAAACUCUGAAGACGAUAAAGAAAGAAACCCUGGAAAGUGAACAGCAAUAUACAUUUUGGAACUGGAUCGCAUGUUUUGGUCUCCACUGUGAACACAAGCACCAAAGGAAAGUGACCAUCGGCCCUGAGAAAGUCGUGGGCUAUCGAGUAAGGCAGCUCAUCUUCCCCAACGCGGAGAGGAUGAAUAUUUGUUUCUCGGACAAAAAAGAAAAAUCCUUUCCGGAAGAGAAAGAUGGUGGUUCAUCUGGGUUAGGGAAGUCCCUGAGUUUGGGGCAUUUCAGAAGCAUGAAGGAGGAGAUGCAGGACAUGGUGCGAGUCUUCCAGGGUCUGACUGAGGAGGAGCAAAAAGAAGUGCUAAGUUGCUUCACUAAGUGCCUCAGCAAGAAUGAAGAGCUGCAGAAUCUAGAGCGAAGAGUGUCUGAGGUCCGGCGCUCCGGUGAGCUACAGGUGGAGGGCCCAGCAGGUCCUCUCAUAAACAGCCUUUUUAAUGCUGCUGGGAUCUUGAUAGAGGAGCGCGCGGAAGCCAUUUGGGAUUUCCUGGAUGCCUUGAUGGAGCUGUCUGAGGAACGAAAGCUUGUUGCUGAGGCCCUAGAUAAGGGGAUCCUGCCCCUAUUGAAGGACAAGGUGGAGUCUACCCUGGAGCAGAACUGGGGUGAGCAGCCCUGUGACGUGGGCUGUGACCCUGAGGCACGGACUCUCUGUGCCCUCUACGUUGUUGUCUCCGUCCUGCUGCAGCUGGGUGAGAAGCCGACCUCUGUGUCUUCCUAACAGCAUGUCAGCUCUUUAAGCAUUCUCCCCACAAGCCUCUGGGUGCUCCCCUCCCCAGUGCAUCCUCACCAUCUCUAUUCCCAAUCACCAGAAUAAUGUCUUUAAAACAAGCCGCUGCCUAUGUUUGAUAUAGCCCAUUCACCAUGAUAAUGUCCAAAAGCCAGCCUGGACUGUACACAUGAACUCCUGAUGAAAAGUGGCAGAUGGAUCAUAUGAAUUUCCUCUCCUUCUUGAAAUCUCAAUAAAUGACAAUAAAGUGAUGGAAAAGGUAGAAACCCACAAAGGAUAAAAGAGAAAUUAGGCAGCAGAUGAGGGAUUUCAACAUCUUCAGAAGCAAGAAAGCAAUUAAAGGAGUGCAAGCUAGGAGACGCGGGGCUGAGGGGUGCGGAAGCGUGUAGGAGGAGGCUGCUGCUUUUCAUCACGGGCCUUUUAGUUCUAUUUAACAUUAGCAAAGGCCUAAACAGACAUUUCUCCAAAGAAGACAUACAGACGGCCAACAAACACAUGAAAAGAUGCUCAACAUCACUAAUCAUUAGAGAAAUGCAAAUCAAAACCACAGUGAGGUAUCACCUCACACCAGUCAGAAUGGCCAUCAUCAGAAAAAUCUAGGAACAAUAAAUGCUGGAGAGGCUGUGGAGAAAAAGGAACCCUCCCGCACUAUUGGUGGGAAUGUAAAGUGAUACAGCCACUAUGGAAAACAGUAUGGAAGUUCCUCAAAAAACUAAAAAUAGAACUACCAUAUGACCCAGCAAUCCCACUACUGGGCAUAUAUCCUGAGAAAACCAUAAUUCAAAAAGAUACAUGUACCACAAUGUUCAUUGCAGCACUAUUUACAAUAGCCAGGACAUGGAAGCAACCUAAAUGUCCAUCGACAGAUGAAUGGAUAAAGAAGAUGUGGCACAUAUAUACAGUGGAUUAUUAGCCAUAAAAAGGAAUGAAAUUGAGUUCUUUGUAGUGAGGUGGAUGGACCUAGAGUCUGUCAUACAGAGUGAAGUAAGUCAGAAAGAGAAAAAUACCAUAUGCUAAUACAUAUAUAUGGAAUCUAAAAAAAUGGUACUGAUGAACCCAGUGGGAGAGGAAGAAUAAAGACACAGAUGUAGAGAACAGACUUGAGGACACGGGGAAGAGGGGGAAGGAGAAGCUGGGACAAAGUGAAAGAGUAGUAUUGACAUUUAUACACUACCAAAUGUAACACAGAUAGCUAGUGGGAAGCAACUGCAUAACAGAGGGAGAUCAAUUUGAUGAUUGGUGAUGACCUAGA
Messenger RNA from Hippopotamus amphibius kiboko, 2408 nucleotides. RefSeq names its product gasdermin B (gene GSDMB). The transcript has 10 exons. Bases 152 to 1147 code for a protein of 331 amino acids. The record is from RefSeq and is a predicted model, not a curated record. Gene Ontology annotation, biological process: defense response to bacterium; pyroptotic inflammatory response. Gene Ontology annotation, molecular function: phosphatidylserine binding; phosphatidylinositol-4,5-bisphosphate binding; phosphatidylinositol-4-phosphate binding. NCBI's taxonomy places the organism in Eukaryota, Metazoa, Chordata, Mammalia, Artiodactyla, Hippopotamidae.